ACAUAAGAUUCUUCCCACACAAAUAUCUACCUAACAAAACCAACUCGCAUAUCUCCAAUCGCUAUUACUACCUAUUACUUGGCUAUCCCUUAGCUAGUAGACGUAGUCAACCUACCUACCUACUUACUGACAAUGAAAUUGAAUCCUCUAUUGUCAACUGUCACAGCUCUCACGCUGAUAGGAGCUCUAGCUCAAGCUUCUCCCAUCCGCUGUCCAGAUUCUAAGCGAGAUGCAAUUCUCAGAGGAGCACUGCCGGCGGAAGUAUGCUGUAGCUAUGGAGUCUGCAAGAACACAGUCGUCAUCGCCAUGGGCAGGGCACAAGAAGAAUUCAGCUCUGCUGUCCGUUAUAACGAUAAACGAUGACCAACAAUAACAGAAUUGAAGAGCGAGAAAAAUAUUUUCAUCAUCGGCCUCGGAAAUUCAGCAUGGUAUCGGCGUUUUUGCAUUUCUAGAGGGUUUGGCUUG
Messenger RNA from Hypoxylon fragiforme, 465 nucleotides. RefSeq lists its product as uncharacterized. Lineage: Eukaryota; Fungi; Ascomycota; Sordariomycetes; Xylariales; Hypoxylaceae. The transcript is spliced from 2 exons. The record is from RefSeq and is a predicted model, not a curated record. Bases 133 to 363 code for a protein of 76 amino acids.